Pongo pygmaeus (Bornean orangutan) is the source of this 12214-nucleotide messenger RNA. RefSeq names its product microtubule associated serine/threonine kinase family member 4 (gene MAST4). Gene Ontology annotation, molecular function: protein serine/threonine kinase activity; ATP binding; protein binding. The record is from RefSeq and is a predicted model, not a curated record. Bases 2581 to 9690 code for a protein of 2369 amino acids. Lineage: Eukaryota; Metazoa; Chordata; Mammalia; Primates; Hominidae. The transcript has 26 exons. Gene Ontology annotation, biological process: peptidyl-serine phosphorylation; cytoskeleton organization; intracellular signal transduction.
UUCUCUUCUUGAACUCGUGACUUUAAACAUUUGAUAUGUUGUAAUGCAUUACCAUUGUUGUUCCUAUUGAUGCUUGAUUAUCCCAUUUGGGGCCAAAUGUCCUAAAUUUGUGGCUUUUACUCACAGGGAAGCUGUUGGAGGAUUUUGAACAGAAGAGUGACAUAUUCUGAAAGAGAUCACUCUGGAGUUUAUGUGGUCACCAAGGUGUAGAGGGUACCAGGGAGGAAGUAGACCAGUUAGGAAUAAUCUAGCCAAGAUGCAAUGUAUUUUGGGUCAAUGUAUUUUGACAUUAGGUGGAAAUAAUGGUGGCAUUCUGGAUAUUUUACAUUGAAAGGAGGCUUAUUUUGGAGUUUUGGAGGGCAGGAUGGUGAGUUUUCUUUUGGGUAUGUUAAAUUAGGGGUAGUAAAAGGAAACUGAAGUGAAAAUGUAUUGUAGUCCAUUGGCUAUAUGGAACUGAAGUUUAUUUCAGAAGAUCUGUGUGUAGAAGGCUAAUGAAUAAUAUUCUAAUGUGUUUCCUGAGAUUAAGGUCUACCUUAAAAGUUAAAGAAUUUGGGGAUUUCACUUUAUUUUUUGUUAUAGGUUGGUAACUGAUUUUUUUCUUUUCUUUAUCAUAACCUGGCUGUGACACCCAUGCUUUCGAACUUUCCCCGACCAACUCUCCUAAGGAAAGUUGAGGCCUCUUUUUUGUGUUCUAUUAUAUCUUGUUUGUUUGUUUGAGAUGGAGUCUUGCUGUGUUGCCCAGGCUGGUCUCAAAACUGCUGGACUCAAGCAGUCUUCCCGCCUCAACCUUCUGAGUAGCUGGGAUCCAUUAUAUCUUUUUAGUAUUUCCUUUUGUGAUGCUUUUUCUACUAAAUUACAAUUACUUUUCACAUCUCUAUCUGCCUCUCUAUGGAGUCAGUGACUAUAUUUCAAGUAUGGAUUUGUUACCUCCAAAGGGUAGGAGGACUGGUUGGUUCUGUGAGCUCACACUGAGAGAGAAGCUGGUACCUAGUUAACAUUAACAAAUGCCCCAGAGCAAGUUGAUAGUUAAGGAUGUAGAAAAGAGUUCUGAGAGUAUCCUAUAAACCUCCACUGGCCCAUAUGCACCUUUGUGGAGUUAGAAACAGGUAGCCCUCCAGAAGGGCACAGAGCUGAGAGAGACUUCGGGAAAAUGAGAAAAAUUGGAGUGGAAGAAGCCCAGAGCCAGGUGCAGGCAUAAAACCAUGGAAAGCAGACUAGAUGUUGGUUCCCACUUCCAUCCUUGCCCAGGGCACAACCUGAACAGCUACCUGUGGCAUCCCUGCCUAGACAGGCCUCUGGGAUAAGAGUAAAUUUACAGACCAGGAUCUAAUCCUAGUAUAGCUACCAACUGUGUGCCCUCAGUUUCUUCAUCUGUAAAAAGACGGAGUUUGACUUCAUAGCCUUUGAAAUAUAACUGCUUGAAUAUACUUGCUAUUUUACCGCAGUUUGGCUCUGUCUCUCUCUCUGUCUUUGUGUGUGUGUGUAUGUGUGAGAGAGAAAGAGAGAGAAAGAGAAAGAGAUGCCUUGUAGUACUUGAAAAUUAGAAUUCUUGAUACAAUAAAGCUCUAAUUUGUUCUAGUGUUUCUUCUCAACAAACCACGGGUUGCCAAGUUUUAAAACAUUUUAAAAUGCAUUAGAGGAAGUGAGUCAGUUACGUUCUUCAUACACUACAAUGGAAGUACACUUAGUUCCAAGUUAUGAAUGCUGUGAAAAAUUAGGUUCUUUGAAUAAAUACAAGAUGAAACUUUCAGGCUUUCAAAAUUCAUGUUCUUUCUGUCCCUCAUUCAUAUUAGAUUGCUUUUGUAAAGUAUACAGCACUGCGAUCUUAAAAAUGAGCGUCUCAAAAAUAAAAAUCCAAGUGCCUAUCUCUUGCAUUUCCAGUUGGUAGUUUCCUAUCAUCGGGUUUGCCUGUUCACACAAGUCUUUGCCGCACAACGGAGUCUGACUUCCCCCAAAUUAAUGCAGUUAGUUUAUUCCUCGUUCUGAUGAUUGCCAUAUAUAGAGAAAGAUCUAAUUAUUUUUAUGUGGCACUAUUCCUCAUUUCUUUCUUGGGGACUAUGAGUGAUUUAGUUAACUCCACCAAGGGAAGUGUAAGACGAGCCUCCUCAGGGUGGCUGAAUUCUAUUCGAGAGCAUCACAGGGAGGUGGGGAAUAGUUGACGUGUGCUGAGAUAAACUCUUUUACAAGUAUGACACUGUUGCUUUAUUUUUUUGUCCCAGUCUGCAGGGUGAAAAGGACUUUUCAUUUCACUGAGGUGAAAAGUGGGUUUGUGAGUAGAGCGACUUUCUUUAAAAAAGAAAAAAAAAAUCAGAAACCAAUUACUUGAUAUGCAGAGCUGCAAGCCUCGUUCCUUUAACAAAAUCAGUGCAGUGUGCACUGCUGUUAACCUGAGGAAAGCAGCUGACAUCUCUUGAUUACGGCUAGAGGUGGAAGGACCCAAACUUGCAGACUCCCCCUCCCCCUCGAGAGAGUGUUAGUCCAGUCCUUUAGAGAGGUUCGGUUUGGCUCUCUGUCACCACCGGGACGCUGGCAGGGAGAGUGUGUCAUGGUUACAAUAGAGUGUGCUAACAUAUAACAACCAUGAAAGCCCAGCGGGAAAGGCUGCAGAUUCCGGGGCUGACCUUGGAUCUCACUCCCAGGAGCCUGAGUCCAACCCCAUCCAGCCCAGGCAGUCCUUGUAGUCCUCUCUUGGCCUUUCACUUUUGGAGUUGCCGAACAAGCAACCGGAAAAGCUUAAUAGGCAAUGGGCAAUCAACAGCAUUGCCUCGACCACACUCACCUCUCUCUGCUCAUGCAGGAAAUAGCCCUCAAGAUAGUCCAAGAAAUUUCUCCCCCAGUGCCUCAGCCCAUUUUUCAUUUGCACGGAGGACUGAUGGACGCCGCUGGUCGUUGGCUUCUCUCCCUUCCUCUGGCUAUGGGACAAACACACCCAGCUCUACGGUCUCUUCAUCCUGUUCCUCCCAGGAGAAGUUGCAUCAGUUACCAUACCAACCAACACCAGACGAGUUACACUUCUUAUCGAAACAUUUCUGUACCACCGAAAGCAUCGCCACUGAGAACAGAUGCAGGAACACGCCGAUGCGCCCCCGUUCCCGAAGUCUGAGCCCUGGACGUUCUCCCGCCUGCUGUGACCAUGAAAUAAUUAUGAUGAACCAUGUCUACAAAGAAAGGUUCCCAAAGGCUACAGCUCAGAUGGAAGAACGUCUAAAGGAAAUUAUCACCAGCUACUCUCCUGACAACGUUCUACCCCUAGCAGAUGGAGUGCUUAGUUUCACUCACCACCAGAUAAUUGAACUGGCUCGAGAUUGCUUGGAUAAAUCCCACCAGGGCCUCAUCACCUCACGAUACUUCCUUGAAUUACAGCACAAAUUAGAUAAGUUGCUACAGGAGGCUCAUGAUCGUUCAGAAAGUGGAGAAUUGGCAUUUAUUAAACAACUAGUUCGAAAGAUCCUAAUUGUUAUUGCCCGCCCUGCUCGGUUAUUAGAGUGCCUGGAAUUUGAUCCAGAAGAAUUUUACUACCUAUUGGAAGCAGCAGAAGGCCAUGCCAAAGAAGGGCAGGGUAUUAAAACCGACAUUCCCAGGUACAUCAUUAGCCAACUGGGACUCAAUAAGGAUCCCUUGGAAGAAAUGGCUCAGUUGGGAAACUACGAUAGUGGGACAGCAGAAACACCAGAAACAGAUGAAUCAGUGAGUAGCUCUAAUGCCUCCCUGAAACUUCAAAGGAAACCUCGGGAAAGUGAUUUUGAAACGAUUAAAUUGAUUAGCAAUGGAGCCUAUGGGGCAGUCUACUUUGUUCGGCAUAAAGAAUCCCGGCAGAGGUUUGCCAUGAAGAAGAUUAAUAAACAGAACCUCAUCCUUAGAAACCAGAUCCAGCAGGCCUUUGUGGAGCGGGAUAUCCUGACUUUUGCAGAAAACCCCUUUGUUGUCAGCAUGUAUUGCUCCUUUGAAACAAGGCGCCACUUGUGCAUGGUCAUGGAAUAUGUGGAAGGGGGAGACUGUGCUACUUUAAUGAAAAACAUGGGUCCUCUCCCUGUUGAUAUGGCCAGAAUGUACUUUGCUGAGACAGUCUUGGCCUUGGAAUAUUUACAUAAUUAUGGAAUUGUACACAGGGAUUUGAAACCAGACAACUUGUUGGUUACCUCCAUGGGGCACAUAAAACUGACAGAUUUUGGAUUAUCUAAGGUGGGACUAAUGAGUAUGACUACCAACCUUUACGAGGGUCAUAUUGAGAAGGAUGCUCGAGAGUUCCUGGAUAAACAGGUCUGUGGCACACCUGAAUACAUUGCACCAGAAGUGAUUCUGAGGCAGGGUUAUGGAAAGCCGGUGGACUGGUGGGCCAUGGGGAUUAUCCUCUAUGAAUUUCUGGUUGGAUGUGUGCCAUUCUUUGGGGAUACUCCAGAAGAGCUAUUUGGACAAGUCAUCAGUGAUGAGAUCAACUGGCCUGAGAAGGAUGAGGCACCCCCACCUGAUGCCCAGGAUCUGAUUACCUUACUCCUCAGGCAGAAUCCCUUGGAGAGGCUGGGAACAGGUGGUGCAUAUGAAGUCAAACAGCAUCGAUUCUUCCGUUCUUUAGACUGGAACAGUUUGCUGAGACAGAAGGCAGAAUUUAUUCCCCAACUGGAAUCUGAAGAUGACACUAGUUAUUUUGAUACUCGAUCUGAGAAGUAUCAUCAUAUGGAAACGGAGGAAGAAGAUGACACAAAUGAUGAAGACUUUAAUGUGGAAAUAAGGCAGUUUUCUUCAUGUUCACACAGGUUUUCAAAAGUUUUCAGCAGUAUAGAUCGAAUCACUCAGAAUUCAACAGAAGAGAAGGAAGACUCUGGGGACAAAACCAAAAGCACAACCUUGCCAUCCACAGAAACACUGAGCUGGAGUUCAGAAUAUUCUGAAAUGCAACAGCUAUCAACAUCCAACUCUUCAGAUACUGAAAGCAACAGACAUAAACUCAGUUCUGGCCUACUUCCCAAACUGGCUAUUUCAACAGAGGGAGAGCAAGAUGAAGCUGCCUCCUGCCCUGGAGACCCCCAUGAGGAGCCAGGAAAGCCAGCCCUUCCUCCUGAAGAGUGUGCCCAAGAGGAGCCUGAGGUCACCACCCCAGCCAGCACCAUCAGCAGCUCCACCCUGUCAGAUAUGUUUGCUGUUUCCCCUCUGGGAAGUCCAAUGUCUCCCCAUUCCCUGUCCUCGGACCCUUCUUCUUCACGAGAUUCCUCUCCCAGCCGAGAUUCCUCAGCAGCUUCUGCCAGUCCACAUCAGCCGAUUGUGAUCCACAGUUCGGGGAAGAACUACGGCUUUACCAUCCGAGCCAUCCGGGUGUAUGUGGGAGACAGUGACAUCUAUACAGUACACCAUAUCGUCUGGAAUGUAGAAGAAGGAAGUCCGGCAUGCCAGGCAGGACUGAAGGCUGGAGAUCUUAUCACACACAUCAAUGGAGAACCAGUGCAUGGACUUGUCCACACAGAAGUUAUAGAACUCCUACUGAAGAGUGGGAAUAAGGUGUCAAUCACUACUACCCCAUUUGAAAACACAUCAAUCAAAACUGGACCAGCCAGGAGAAACAGCUAUAAGAGCCGGAUGGUGAGGCGGAGCAAGAAAUCCAAGAAGAAAGAAAGUCUCGAAAGGAGGAGAUCUCUUUUCAAAAAGCUAGCCAAGCAGCCUUCUCCUUUACUCCACACCAGCCGAAGUUUCUCCUGCUUGAACAGAUCCCUGUCAUCGGGUGAGAGCCUCCCAGGUUCCCCCACUCAUAGCUUGUCUCCCCGGUCUCCAACACCAAGCUACCGCUCCACCCCUGACUUCCCAUCUGGUACUAAUUCCUCCCAGAGCAGCUCCCCUAGUUCUAGUGCCCCCAAUUCCCCAGCAGGGUCCGGGCACAUCCGGCCCAGCACUCUCCACGGUCUUGCACCCAAACUCGGUGGGCAGCGGUACCGGUCCGGAAGGCGAAAGUCCGCCGGCAACAUCCCACUGUCCCCGCUUGCCCGGACGCCCUCUCCAACCCCGCAACCCACCUCCCCGCAGCGGUCACCAUCUCCUCUUCUGGGACACUCACUGGGCAAUUCCAAGAUCGCGCAAGCCUUUCCCAGCAAGAUGCACUCCCCGCCCACCAUCGUCAGACACAUCGUGAGGCCCAAGAGUGCGGAGCCCCCCAGGUCCCCGCUGCUCAAGCGCGUGCAGUCCGAGGAGAAGCUGUCGCCCUCUUACGGCAGUGACAAGAAGCACCUGUGCUCCCGCAAGCACAGCCUGGAGGUGACCCAAGAGGAGGUGCAGCGGGAGCAGUCCCAGCGGGAGGCGCCGCUGCAGAGCUUGGACGAGAACAUGUGCGACGUGCCGCCGCUCAGCCGCGCCCGGCCCGUGGAGCAAGGCUGCCUGAAACGCCCGGUCUCCCGGAAGCUGGGCCGCCAGGAGUCUGUGGACGACCUGGACCGCGACAAGCUGAAGGCCAAGGUGGUGGUGAAGAAGCCAGACGGCUUCCCAGAGAAACAGGAAUCCCACCAGAAAUCCCAUGGACCCGGGAGUGAUUUGGAAAACUUCUCUCUGUUUAAGCUGGAAGAGAGAGAGAAGAAAAUCUAUCCGAAGGCUGUGGAAAGGUCAAGUCCUUUUGAAAACAAAGUGUCUAUGCAGGAGGCGCCACUGCUGGGCAGCCUGCUGAAGGACGCUCUUCACAAGCAGGCCAGCGUGCGCGCCAGCGAGGGUGCGACAUCGGAUGGCCCGGUGCCUGCGGAGCACGGCCAGGGUGGUGGGGACUUCAGACGGGCCCCCGCUCCUGGCACCCUCCAGGAUGGUCUCUGCCACUCCCUCGACAGGGGCAUCUCUGGGAAGGGGGAAGGCACGGAGAAGGCCUCCCAGGCCAAGGAGCUUCUCCGAUGUGAGAAGUUAGACAGCAAGCUGGCCAACAUCGAUUACCUCCGAAAGAAAAUGUCACUUGAGGACAAAGAGGACAACCUCUGCCCUGUGCUGAAGCCCAAGAUGACAGCUAGUGCCCACGAAUGCCUGCCAGGGAACCCAGUCCGACCCAUGGGUGGGCAGCAGGAGCCCCCGCCAGCUUCUGAGAGCCGAGCUUUUGUCAGCAGCACUCAUGCAGCUCAGAUGAGCGCCGUCUCUUUUGUUCCCCUCAAGGCCUUAACAGGCCGGGUGGACAGUGGAACGGAGAAGCCUGGCUUGGUUGCUCCUGAGUCCCCUGUUAGGAAGAGCCCCUCCGAGUAUAAGCUGGAAGGUAGGUCUGUCUCAUGCCUGAAGCCGAUUGAGGGCACUCUGGACAUUGCUCUCCUGUCCGGACCUCAGGCCUCCAAGACAGAACUGCCUUCCCCGGAGUCUGCACAGAGCCCCAGCCCAGGUGGUGAUGUGAGGCCCUCUGUGCCACCAGCUCUCCCCAGCAGCAGUGGGAAAAAGAGUGAUACCACCAGUGCAAGAGAGCUUUCUCCUUCCAGCUUAAAGAUGAAUAAAUCCUACCUGUUGGAGCCUCGGUUCCUGCCCCCCAGCCGGGGUCUCCAGAAUUCACCAGCAGUUUCCCUGCCUGACCCGGAGUUAAAGAGGGACAGGAAAGGUCCCCAUCCUAUUGCCAGGAGCCCCGCAACAGUCAUGGAAAGCAAUCCCCAACAGAGAGAAGGCAGCUCCCCUAAACACCAAGACCACACCACCGACCCCAAGCUUCUGACCUGCCUGGGGCAGAACCUCCACAGCGCUGACCUGGCCAGGCCACGCUGCCCGCUCCCACCUGAAGCUUCCCCGUCAAGGGAGAGGCCAGGCCUGAGGGAAUCGUCUGAAAGAGGCCCUCCCACAGCCAGAAGCGAGCGCUCUGCUGUGAGGGCUGACACAGGCAGAGAGCCCUCCAUGGAACUGUGCUUUCCAGAAACUGCGAAAACCAGUGACAACUGCAAAAAUCUCCUCUCUCUGGGAAGGACCCACCCAGAUUUCUAUACACAGACCCAGGCCAUGGAGAAAGCAUGGGCGCCGGGUGGGAAAACGAACCACAAAGAUGGCCCAGAUGAGGCGAGGUCCCCGCCCAGAGACGACAACUCUCUGCACUCAGCUGGAAUUCCCUGUGAGAAGGAGCUGGGCAAGGUGAGGCGUGGCGUGGAACCCAAGCCCGAAGCCUUUCUUGCCAGGCGGUCUCUGCAGCCACCUGGAAUUGAGAGAGAGAAGAGUGAAAAGCUGCCCAGUUUCCCAUCUUUGCAGAAAGAUGGUGCCGAGGAACCUGAAAAGAAGGAGCAGCCUCUACAAAGGCAUCCCAGCAGCAUCCCUCCGCCCCCUCUCACGGCCAAAGACCUGUCCAGCCCGGCUGCCAGGCAGCAUUGCAGUUCCCCAAGCCACGCUUCUGGCAGAGAGCCGGGGGCCAAGCCCAGCACUGCAGAGCCCAGCCCGAGCCCCCAGGACCCUCCCAAGCCUGUUGCUGCGCACAGUGAAAGUAGCAGCCACAAGCCCCGGCCUGGCCCUGACCCGGGCCCUCCAAAGACUAAGCACCCCGACCGGUCCCUCUCCUCUCAGAAACCAAGUGUCGGGGCCACAAAGGGCAAAGAGCCUGCCACUCAGUCCCUCGGGGGCUCUAGCAGAGAGGGGAAAGGCCACAGUAAGAGUGGGCCGGAUGUGUUUCCUGCUACCCUAGGCUCCCAGAACAAAGCCAGCGCUGGGAUUGGCCAGGGAGAAAGUGGGCCCUCUGUCCCACUGCACACUGACAAGGGUCCUCUAGACGCCAAGCCACAACCCACCAGUGGUGGGCGGCCCCUGCAGGUGCUGGAGAAGCCUGUGCAUUUGCCAAGGCCGGGACACCCAGGGCCUAGUGAGCCAGCGGACCAGAAACUGUCCGCUGUUGGUGAAAAGCAAACCCUGUCUCCAAAGCACCCCAAACCAUCCACUGUGAAAGACUGCCCCACCCUGUGCAAACAGACAGACAAAAGCCCGAGUCAGCCGGCCGCCAACACCGACAGAAGGGCGGAAGGGAAGAAAUGCACUGAAGCACUUUAUGCUCCAGCAGAGGGCGACAAGCUCGAGGCUGGCCUUUCUUUUGCGCAUAGCGAGGCCCGGUUGAAAGGCGUGGAGCGGCCAGCCGCGGGGGUGGGGAAGGGCUUCCCUGAGGCCAGAGGGAAAGGGCCCGGUCCCCAGAAGCCACCGGCGGAGGCAGACAAGCCCAAUGGCAUGAAACGGUCCCCUUCAGCCACUGGGCAGAGUUCUUUCCGAUCCACGGCCCUCCCGGAAAAGUCUCUGAGCUGCUCCUCCAGCUUCCCUGAAACCAGGGCCGGAGUUAGAGAGGCCUCUGCAGCCAGCAGCGGCACCUCUUCUGCCAAGGCCGCCAGCGGCGUGCUGGAGCUUCUAGCCCCCAGCAACAGGGACCAUAGGAAGGCUCAGCCGGCCGGGGAGGGCCGAACCCACAUGACAAAGAGUGACUCCCUGCCCUCCUUCAGGGUCUCCACCCUGCCUCUGGAGUCACACCACCCCGACCCAAACACCAUGGGCGGAGCCAGCCACCGGGACAGGGCUCUCUUGGUGACUGCCACCGUAGGGGAAACCAAAGGGAAGGACCCUGCCCCAGCCCAGCCUCCCCCAGCUAGGAAACAGAAUGUGGGCAGAGACGUGACCAAGCCAUCCCCAGCCCCAAACACUGACCGCCCCAUCUCCCUUUCUAAUGAGAAGGACUUUGUGGUACGGCAGAGGCGGGGAAAAGAGAGUUUGCGUAGCAGCCCUCACAAAAAGGCCUUGUAACGGGGAGGGCCCCGGGGCAGGACUGUGGAGACCCGUCGUUAACGGGCGACUGUCUUGACUACCUUCAAAACCAGCACUGUGUGGGAAUGUCCGCCAGGCAGAGCUCGGAGCCUCAUUGAGACACGUGAGAGAGAAAGACAAAAGAGGGGACCUUCUUCCAGAUGCCUUCCCAGUUGUAACCGGUAAAACUGUCACCAGAUAGUGUUUGUACCAAAAAAAAAAAAAAAAAAAAAAUUACCUUUACAGUUGAGGGUUGUUGAGGAAAAUGAUUUUCUCUGUAAAUAUAUAGCAUCGUGUUUGGUUUGGGAUGUAGAGUCUAUACCUGGCUGCUGAUUGCGUCGUUUACUACAGUUUUUUUUAAAUAAGAUUUUUGCUUUACCAUUUAUCAUAAUGUAGUAAUGAAGCAAAAUGGUCAAAACGGUGUGUGUGAACAGAGAUACACCCAUAUUCGUGUAUAUACACAUCCACCUACAUGUUUUGGUCUGUGGUUUAAGAGACUAUUUCAAAGUUCCAUUUUUAUAAGCUAAAACAUUUUAAGUAAAGAUGGAAGAAAGCCCUAAACACAGUAGAUUGUGAGUUUUUAUGUGUAUUUUAAUCAGAGUUUCUGAUAGUACUGUAUCUGGCUACCUAUAUUUCCAGAUCUAAAGCAAGAACUACUCUAAGUACUGCAUUUGGAAUCCUCCUCCAUUAGGUAUGGCCAGGACAAGUGGAGCUAGCCAUUUUCAUUAUACAGCCAUCCCAAUGGACACUGGAUCCCUAGUCCAACUGUCUAAAAGGCUAGUUGUUCCUUUCUGUGGCUGUGGAUGUCUGGCCUUCACCUGAGGUAGAGUGGGGACUAUAAACACACAUCAACUUUCUUUGUUUGCUUUCUUUUCCUUCUUUUCAAACUCUUAAACUCAGGCCUUUAUGCUGUGGGUGACUAGUCCAAGAAGCACACAUUUUGUAGUAGUCCUGCACCAGCCCUGCUCUUGAAUAAAAAGGAAAACUACUGGCUGCACCCAAAUCUUCUAGUACUUGAGUAAUAAGCAUCAGGCAUUGGAAGAGGUUUUAAAUUUGCUUUUUUGAGGAAAAGAACUGGGGGUGGAUUUUGGCAUCGUAGCAUAUCGAUUAAGGAAUAAUCAGGACAUCAGAUACAUUUUAAUACAUAGCUGGGGCCUUAUGUUGUAGAUGAAGCUUGCUGUUUUUAGCAAGUUCCUGGGUUUCACAUUCAUUUCUGAUGCAUCUAGUAGCUCCACACAUUUCAUAACCUGAUCUCUUUAUUUGUAUGCAAAAAAUACUGUCUUAAUACAGAGCAGCAUUUUUGUAACAAAGAGACUCCCUGGAGCUAUUUGGUGCUUGAAUGUGACCAUCCUUUUUACUUUUGCUAAGCCUUAUUUAAAUUUUGUAUACCGUGGAAUAUGUAGAAUGUGUCAAAUCAUUUUAGUGCUGAAGGCUUUUGAUUUUUUGUUUUUGUUUUUGUUGUUGCAGUUUCUUUGGUGGCUUGUUUUGUAUUGUAAGAUGGCACUUGCUGAUAUAAGUACUAAGGCACUAAGAGAAAAUACAGAUAAGUAUUUAUAAGUUGCUUGGGAACCAUAGCAGAAUUUGGUUUUGUAAGAGAAAAAAAAUUACCAAUAAAUAACUAAUCUAGCACCCAAACUCUCUAGGGGAUGUCUUAGUAUCUUCAGGCUAUAAAAUUUUUCAUCUAAGCACAGCAUCAUCUUAUGGCCUUAUGGAUUGUAAAUCUUCUAGUGAGGCUGUAAACUCCACUCUGAAAACAAAGGCAUAACUUAACUGACUGCUCAGUUGUCCUUCGUUGUAAAAUGAAUUGGCAUUGGGAAAAAGGAAAAAAACAAAAAAAGAAAAAGAAAAAAGCCUCCUCCUUGCUCCUAAUUUUUUUUUUUCCAUAUGGUUUUAGCCAUUCCCCAUCACUAUAUUGUGAAGCUGUAAAAAAAUAUAUAUAUAUACUUUACAAGAGUUUAAAUGGAUUUCAAAACUGGUCUCAACAUUUAUAAUACAUAUCUGUGUUUGGCAGUUGUCAUAACCCAAUCCUACAUUCAGCCAUCGGGACAGGUCUAUCGGGGAGGUAGUUCAUGGUUUACAAGCCUUUGCUUUUUAACUGUCCAGUUUCCUUUAAAGCACAACUAGCUAUUUGUUUACAAAUGAUAUUUUUAUGUAUAUUUUGUAUAGUGUAUCAUCAUUUUUGCCAAAUACGUUUUUCAUUAUGAAUGAGUAAAGAGUACUUAAGGUUGCAUUCAUGUAUUACAUGUUUGUUGUUGUAAACCUCUCCAAUCAGCUGGUAGAAAUUCUCCUCAUUGUGUUCUGUUUGGUCAGUCUCUGUGUGAUUGUAGGAUGUGCUCCUUGGUAGUACUCCCAGCUGUAGAUUUACCAGCUUAAAAGUUUGUUAGGAUCUGUGCAAUAAAGUGUUUGCAGUCUUAUUUUCUCUAAGAAAUUCCUUAUGGACGUCAUAAUUGUUGUAUAUUGAACAAAAUAUUUAUACUUAUGCAGUUGCAUAACAUUGAAAUAAAAAUUUAGCAUGAAAAGAUAA